UCCGCUACGAGCCUUCAUUGCUUUAAAAAUGGAGGAGCAAUAAUUGUGUGUGUUCGUCCACGUGAGUGGAACAACUUAAAUAAACGCUGGUACGGUUUUGCACGUCUGGCGAUAACUACGUUAUUUUAUAUUCCGCAAAAUGAAGGUUAAAGUGUUGAGCAGGAAUCCUGACGAGUACUUACGAGAAACUAAACGAGACAUUCAUAAAAUUCCCAGAAAUUAUGAUCCCUCUCUGCACCCAUUUGAGGCAGCCAGAGAAUACACGAAAGCGUUAAAUGCCGUUAAAUUGGAACGCGUGUUCGCGAAACCGUUCAUCAGCAGCUUGGAGGGCCACAAGGAUGCGAUAUACUGCAUGUGCAAGCAUCCCUCCCAGCUGUCCACGCUCGUGAGUGGUGCUUACGACGGCGAGGUGAGAGUAUGGAGCCUCGCCCAUGGAACGUGCACGCGCACGAUCCUGGCUCACGAUGGUAUCGUUCGCGGCGUCGUGUAUGUGCCGGAUGGGGAACGCUUCAUCACCAUCGGGGAUGACAAGACGAUUAAGACAUGGACUGCCUCUGCCAGCGAAGAAGAACCUUUAAAUACCAUUAUUUGCAAAACAGUAUUAACUGGCAUAACGCACCAUCGCUAUGAUCCUCUAUUCGUUACCUGUGGAGAAGGCUGUCACAUGUGGGAUGAGACUCGUAAUGAGCCGGUUCGUACGUUCAAAUGGGGUGUGGAUAGCGUACAUGAUGUAAGGUUCAAUCCUGUGCAGAAGAAUCUGUUAGCAUCUUGUGCGAGCGAUCGCAGCAUAAUUUUGUACGACACCAGGGACACGGGACCCAUGAAGAGAAUAGUGAUGAAGUUGCGCAGCAACAAGCUCUGUUGGAACCCGAUGGAGGCAGUGACCUUCACGUGCGCCAAUGAAGAUUACAACUUGUACACCUACGAUGUACGGAAGCUGAAAACGCCAGUGAAUGUACAUAGGGAUCACGUGGAAGCCGUGAUAGACGUGGAUUACUCACCGACUGGCAAGGAAUUCGUCUCGGGCAGCUACGACAAGUCGAUUCGCAUCUUCGAGGUGGACAAGGGUCACUCGCGCGAAGUGUAUCACACGAAACGCAUGCACAGGCUCACCUGCGUAGGCUGGUCGCUCGACAACAAGUACGUAAUAAGCGGCAGCGACGAGAUGAACCUCCGCGUGUGGAAGGCGAAAGCGUCGGAGAAACUCGGCAUCCUGAGGGCUAGAGAAAAGCAGGCGCUGCAGGUGAACGAGACCCUGAAACAAAAGUUCGCGGCGCAUCCUCAGGUUCGACGGAUCGCGCGUCACAGACAAGUGCCGAAACAUAUAUAUAACGCGCGAGCCGAAUUACGGACGAUUCGUGAGAAGGAAAAGCGCAAGGAAGCUAAUAGGCGUUACCAUUCCAAGAAGGGAGCCGUACCAUACGUGUCUGAAAGGAAAAAGCACUUCGUAUGUGAGGACAAGUAAAAUGAUGGCUCGUUGUUCGAUUCAGUGAAUCGCUGAAUAAUAUUCGUUGGGUCCUUUUUUUAUAUAUAUAAAAGAUAUUACGUAUUCGCAAGAAGUACUUUGUACGAUAUUUAUUGUAAUAAAUAAUAUUUCUCUUGACAUUA
Molecule: messenger RNA, 1608 nt
Organism: Ooceraea biroi (clonal raider ant)
Lineage: Eukaryota; Metazoa; Arthropoda; Insecta; Hymenoptera; Formicidae
Product: DDB1- and CUL4-associated factor 13
Biological process (GO): maturation of SSU-rRNA from tricistronic rRNA transcript (SSU-rRNA, 5.8S rRNA, LSU-rRNA)
Cellular component (GO): small-subunit processome; nucleolus
Molecular function (GO): protein binding
Source: RefSeq, a predicted model, not a curated record